GGCUCACUCUCCUUUCUGCUCGCAGGCUGCUCAGAGUCCGUGUGGAGUACGUGGAAACCAAUAGGAUGAGGGUUCCGUAAUAGAUGCAAAUGAUCCAGAAAAGACACUGCGAAAUAUGAACAAACUCAUUUGCUCCGAAGUAAAUCACGGAAAACUGUUUAUGAACUGGCACCUCUCCUUGGAAAUGUAAAGCGAGCGACUCUUUUUCUUUUUCUUUUCUUUUUUUGUUGUUGUUGUUUUGUUUAAGUGCCGAUUUUUUUUUCAAAAGGGGGGGUUGAAGGAGGAGGAGGGGGUGAAGAAGAAAAAGGAGAAGAGAGAGACAGGCAGGCAGAGAGGGAGAGACAGAGAGAAAAGAGAGAAAGGAAUAAUAAUAACAACAACAACAAUCACAACAACAACAAUAAAAAAAACCGAGGAAUCCGAGACUAUGUCCUGUGGCAAAGAGUUUUGACUCAGUCCUCUGGAUUUUUUAAAAAAUCUAUCUCUAUCUUUAUAUAUUGCUGGAAACCACCAAGACUCCUGGGUUAGCUUCUCAUCGCUUUCAUCUUGAUUUUGUGGCUAAUUUCCAGAGGUUUUGGAGAGAUCUACUUUACCUUCAAGCUGACUCUUUAGACUGAAAAUUUCCCACUUUCCUGGAUUUGGAGAGAUCUCUCUUACCUUCAAGCUCUGACUCUCUCUACUAAGUCUCUCUCUUUCCUGUGGAUUUGGAGACAUCUCCCUUACCUUCAAAGCUCUGACUCUCUCUACUAAAAGUCUCUCUCUUUCCUAUGGAUUUGGAGACAUCUCCCUUACCUUCAAGCUCUGACUCUCCCUACUGAAAGUCUCUCUCUUUCCUAUGGAUUUGGAGACAUCUCCUUUACCUUCAAAGCUUUGACUCUCUACUGAAAGUCUCUUUUUCCUGUGGAUUUGGAGACAUCUCCCUUAUCUUCAAGCUCUGACCCUCUCUAUUGAAAGACUCUCUCUAUUCCGGUGGGUUUGGAGAGAUCUACUUUAUCUUCAAGCUGACUCUCUUUCCAGUGGGUUUGGAGAGAUCUCCCUUACCUUCAGACUCUGACUCCUUCUCUCUCUCUCUCUCUUUCUGGUGGGUUUGGAGGGAUCUGCCCUACCUUCCAGCCCUGACCCUAUCUAAGGCUCUCCCUCCCUCUCUCUUUCUCUCUCCAUCGCUCCUUCUCCCGGCUCUUUCUAUGACCAUGAGCUCCUACUUCGUCAACUCCCUCUUCUCCAAGUACAAAGCCGGCGACUCCUUGCGCCCCAACUUCUACGACUGCGGCUUCGCCCAGGAGCUGGGGGGCAGACCCACGGUGGUGUACGGGCCCAGCGCCGGGGGCAGCUUCCAGCACCCCACGCAGAUCCAGGACUUCUACCACGGCGCCGCCUCCUCGCUCUCGGGCGCCUCGUACCAGCAGAACCCCUGCGCCGUCGCCUGCCACGGAGACCCGGGCAACUUCUACGGCUACGACCCUUUGCAGAGGCAGAGCCUCUUCGGCGCCCAGGACGCCGACCUGGUCCAGUACCCGGACUGCAAGCUCGCCUCCAGCGGCGCCCUGAGCGAGGACGCCGACAACGCCGAGCAGAGCCCCUCGCCCACGCAGCUCUUCCCCUGGAUGAGACCCCAAGCAGCCGCCGGACGGAGGAGAGGCAGGCAGACCUACAGCCGCUACCAGACCCUGGAGCUGGAGAAGGAGUUCCUCUUCAACCCGUACCUGACCCGCAAGCGGAGGAUCGAGGUCUCGCACGCGCUGGGACUGACCGAAAGGCAAGUCAAAAUCUGGUUUCAGAACAGGCGGAUGAAGUGGAAAAAGGAGAACAACAAAGAUAAGUUCCCGAGCAGCAAAUGCGAACAGGAAGAGCUGGAGAAACAGAAAAUGGAAAGGGCGCAGGAGGUGGAAGAGGGCGGAGAAGCACAGCCCGGGGACAAGAAGUAGGAGCUGGACGGAUGGACAGGCAAGCCGCCCCCUCCUCCCAGCAAGCCUGCUGGCCACUUGGCCGGAGAGGUGGUCCGUGGCUGGGACUGAGGAGGGGGCAACGACCCUCCUAAGGGCCUGGGGGAAGCUUCCCCUUCUUCAUUGCUGUAAAACAAUAUAGCUGUGAGCGUCUUCUUCUCCUGGUUGUCCUUUGAUACAUACGAUGAACUAUAUCUAUAUUUAAAACGGGGGGAGGGAGGCAGGGGGGUCAGAGAAAGGGAGGGGGGAAAGAAGAGAGAUCCUAGGGUCUUUUUAGCCUUGUUAUUAUUUUUUUGUUUUCUCGCCAGUAUAAAAAAAUAAAAAUAAAAAUUAGUACUAGUGUAAUGCAAUAGCUUCUGUUAACCAUGACUGUGAACAUUCUCCCUCUCUCCACCUCUUCCCCCUCCCUUCUCUUUUCAUCCUUCACACUCCCCUCCCUCUUUUAUCUGGGAUGUGGGGCAGGCUCUCAGUGCUGCAGGAAUUAUGUCAAAAUAAUAUCCUGCAGUUUGGAAGGCUUCCCUUCUGCUAUCUUUCUCUUCUCCCCCCCCCCCUUUUCUUUCUCAUAUAAAUAUAUAUAGAAAAGAUGUGAAAAUGAUACCUAGUGCACUUUUGAAACCCAUCGCCCCCUCCUCAUGUUUACUUCCCCUUCUCUUCCCUUGUUGUGGUUAAACUCUUCUGGAGGUAGCUCUGAAAAAACAAACAAAAAAACACACCUGACAACAUGAAACUGCCUAUUUAUGCUGUAGUUGUCUCCACUUUUGUUUUGUUGUUGCUGUUGUUGAGUUCGUUCCCAACUUUCGGGGUCUCGUUUUGCUUUUUCUUAAUGCGUUUGUCUUUCUGUGUGUAUCUCUAUCUUUCAAAGGCAAGGGGGGUGAUUUUAAAAGGGGUUCCCCCUCCCUCCUUCCCUCUCUCUUUUUCUCUACUUUAGGUUAGCAUGCGCACAGUGGAAGAAGUUGUAAAAAGUGUUUCUUUCUUUCUUUCAACUCCCCCCCUUCCCCGCCCCCUGGGUUUUUGGGUUCUUUUUCCCCUUUAGGUUUACUGUGAAAAAUGAUAAUAAUAAUAAUAAAAGAGAAUGUAUACUGUAUACGUGAAUUACUUUAUGGGGCGGGCGGGGAAACUAACGCUAUAUUUUGUUGUUCUUUCUUCACUUUGUUCUAUUGUGGGAGCUUGGGAGCAGCGGAAAAAAGGAGUUACAAUAAAGUUUACAAGCCACAA
Molecule: messenger RNA, 3158 nt
Organism: Anolis sagrei ordinatus
Lineage: Eukaryota; Metazoa; Chordata; Lepidosauria; Squamata; Anolidae
Gene: HOXB8
Product: homeobox B8
Biological process (GO): regulation of transcription by RNA polymerase II
Cellular component (GO): nucleus
Molecular function (GO): RNA polymerase II transcription regulatory region sequence-specific DNA binding; DNA-binding transcription factor activity, RNA polymerase II-specific
Source: RefSeq, a predicted model, not a curated record